This is a messenger RNA of Styela clava, 2437 nucleotides long. Its product is annotated as complement factor H-like. The record is from RefSeq and is a predicted model, not a curated record. Lineage: Eukaryota; Metazoa; Chordata; Ascidiacea; Stolidobranchia; Styelidae.
ACUUUCAGAAACAAUUACAAUAAUAAUUAUUGAUUGUAACUCAUAUUGAUUUCCGCAGUUCAGUAGUAAGCUUUAGACACCGAAUCCUUCAAAAUGAUUGCGAAAUCAGCAUUUGUAUUAUCUUUACUUCUGUCAACUGUCAGUUGUCAUAUCGCGGAUGAAUAUCAUGAUUUUCACUUUGAAAUAAACGCGGAAUUGAAAGAAUGCACACCGCCAAUGGAGGAAGGACUCAUUGUGACGCCAUUCAAAAAAUCUUACGCUGAUGAGGAGAAAAUCACUUUAUCGUGCCAGGAAGGUUAUGAUUUGAGGGAAGGGCAUAAAAAUGCCACUUGCCAGGGAAUGACUUACGGGGGAUACGCAAAAUUUAAACCCACGAUUGGUCCCAGAAUAUGCACAAAAACGCCCAGAUGCGUCUUACCAAUCCAAGAAGGCAUUGUGGUUACACCUUUCAAAAUGUUUUACGAAGUCGGAGAAAAUAUUUCGGUGUCAUGCAUUGAUGGUUAUACUUUAAAUGGAGAUUCUGCUCUAACUUGUCAACGUGGAAGAAAUCGAUAUCAUUUUCAUAGUUAUUUCCCUGGAAUCUUAGACGAUGCAAGUUUCAAACUUAAAGGAAGAAACGCUUGUUCUAAGAUUGAAGACUGUCGUCCACCCAUUUACGAAGGUUUAACUGUCAAACCGUUUAAGCCAUUUUAUGGCCGUGGAGAAGAAAUAUUGUUAUCGUGUGACGAAGAGUAUGAGCUUGUUGGUGCAAAUAGUAGUAUGUGUGAUGAAACAGGAUCGUUCGAUAUCGAUGAUGGUAUAAAACAUGAUGGUUAUGACAACUGGGGUAUUUUUCGUUUCUCCUCGUCUCCCUGUAAGAAGAAAGCUACUUGUUCUGCUCCAAAAGCUCCUCAUACUGUUGUAACUCCUCUGAAGACCUCAUACACGAGUGGAGAUGAAGUUACGAUAUCAUGUGAGGAAGGAUAUGUGUUAGUUGGAUCAAACACAGCAGUAUGUGGAUAUCUAACUUCUUCUGUAUUCGACAUGAUGAAUCCUACUGGUCGAUUUGAACCUCCUAUCAGUAUGAGAACUUGCUCAAAAAAACCCAGAUGUUUUGCGUACAAAAAAAAGGGUGCAAUAAUAACCCCAGAAAAGGCUUACUACAUGGUGAAUGAAGUUAUUACCGUGACGUGUGAAGAAGGAUAUGAACUUUUUGAUCCCGAUGUCACUACAAGAACUUGCACUCAAUCGUCUCUGGGAAAUAAAUAUUACUCGAAAAUCAAAGCAGAAUUUUUACCUGAAAUGAACAAACCAAUGUGUAGAAAAAAACCAAGCUGCAAAUCACCUAAUCAACGAGGUGUUGUGCUGACACCAAGAAAGAAAGCUUAUGAUAUUGGCGAGUUGGUUGAAGUAUCUUGUGAAGAAGGAUACGAGUUGAAAAGAUCUAACGAAACUCUCUGCAAACAAGGCAGAGGACGACGCCGUUACAAUCGAAAGGAUGAUGCAGGACCAGGAGAAUUUUCACCAGAGAUUGAUAAUGAAGUUUGCGAAAAGAUACCAUCUUGUAGUCCACCAAGAGUAGAAGGACUGACUGUGAAGCCAGCCAAAAGCUAUUAUAUAUUUGGAGAAAAAGUGACCCUAACAUGUGAAGACGGGUACGAGAUGAGAGUCGCACCUGUGGCUACUUGCAGACGAUCAGGAACUUUUUUUAAUCGACGACAAGAUGGCGAAUUUGAUCCUGAGAUCAGACGCGACGCAUGUCAAAAACCAACGGUUUGUAUGCCACCACAACGUGAAGGAUUGGUUAUCUCGCCUCUGAAGAGGAGUUAUAUAGAAGGCGAUAUGAUCAUGCUAUCAUGCAGCGAAGGUUAUAAAUCGUCUUUCGAAGAAACCAUGAUAUGUGAGCGUUCGGCUUAUUGUGAUGGACAAAGAGACGUUACCGGAUGCUUUUUCCCACAUCUACCAAAGAAAGCAUGCAUUGAAAAACCAAAAUGCGACUCUCCAGCAAUGAAACCAGGAUUGAAUGUUUUGCCAAUGAAAGACAAUUAUUACGUAGGAGAUGACAUCACGCUUUCAUGCAGCGAAGGUUACAUAUUAGUAGGACAAUCGACAUCCACAUGUGCAACAAAAUCGAAGAAAUUGGACUACUUCCGUUCGUCCUCAAAAAGAAGAAUGGCUUUCUAUCCGCCAAUUGGAAAUACCAGUUGCAAAAAAAUAUUGGCUACACAGUAUGAAGUCUAGAUGAGUCUAUCAAAAACGAAAUGAAUAAUCAGGCUGAAGAAAAUACAAAUAUUUACAGCACUGAACCUUAAAUAGUUAUCAUUUACGCCGAGACUGUUCGUUUUUUAAGCUUCCUUGUAAUCAUUGGACUUAUCUUAUCUUAAUAGAUACUGCAAAUAAUACACGUAUGACACACUGCAAACGGCAUUGCAAUAUAUAAUAAAGUCAAAUAAUCAGA